AUGCCAGCAAUUCACUUAGAACCAAUUGAAUCGACUUCAACUCAACCUGAACCUUCAAGACCCACAUUGGCCUCAAGAGAGUCCAUCGAAUCUCAAUUCCUCAAAAACGUUCUCCACACUGUACCAUCCUACGUUUUAGAUCACGCACCAUUAAUCCACUUACAUUCCAAAGAACCAUUUUGGCCGGCCUCCCAAUUAAAUCACAUCAAGAAUUUAAACUUUUCGAAUCAACCAAUUUUAUCCCAUUGUCAAGCAGAAAACAGAAAAGAGAUACCAUUUUCGAUUUUAAGUGAUUUGAAAUUUAACCAUGAAAAGGCUUAUAUGACAACUGAUGAUAUAGAGAAGAUUAGAUCGAGUCCUCAAUCAAUCCAAUGGUUAUGUUCAAAUGAAGGUAAACCUGAUGAAUUUGGAAAAUCUAAAGUUUCUACUGUCAAUCUGAUUGUUGUAGAUAAAUCUGAAUUAACUGGUAUACCUAAUACUUUGGAUGCAUUUUGGUUCUUUUUUUAUUCCUUCAAUUUAGGACCUAAAGUUUUAGGUAUUCAUUUUGGUAAUCAUUUAGCUGAUUGGGAACAUUGUAUGAUUAGGUUCAUAGAUCAAAAACCUACAGCUAUACAUCUUUCAUCACAUGCAGAUGGUUUUGCGUAUCGUUUUGAUUCGUUAGAAAAAGUAGGAGCGAGACCUGUAAUUUACUCAGCAUAUGGUUCACAUGCCAUGUACCCAAAAGCAGGGUAA
Molecule: messenger RNA, 732 nt
Organism: Melampsora larici-populina 98AG31
Lineage: Eukaryota; Fungi; Basidiomycota; Pucciniomycetes; Pucciniales; Melampsoraceae
Exons: 5
Coding region: 1-732 (243 amino acids)
Source: RefSeq, a predicted model, not a curated record